Molecule: messenger RNA, 5488 nt
Organism: Panonychus citri (citrus red mite)
Lineage: Eukaryota; Metazoa; Arthropoda; Arachnida; Trombidiformes; Tetranychidae
Gene: Nup205
Product: nuclear pore complex protein Nup205-like
Biological process (GO): nuclear pore organization
Cellular component (GO): nuclear pore; nuclear pore inner ring
Molecular function (GO): structural constituent of nuclear pore
Source: RefSeq, a predicted model, not a curated record
UACGACCCCUCAAUUCGCCGCUAGGAAACAAAAUUUUUCGGUUACUCAUUGAGUUUAUUUUCUCAAUUCUAAUAUUUGAUUGUCGUUUUUUUGGUUAAUUGUUGAGUGUUUUUCUAUUGUUUGAACGAUUAAUUAGAUGACCAUGUCCUCGAGGAACACCGAGGAAACUAAUGUCCACCUUGAUUCCAGUAGCUAUUGGUGUUCAUUAAAGCGUCUUAAUGCUGUUGUUUCGCGAAUUCGAACAUGUCAAUCUAGUGAUCUUUUAAAAGAUUUGGAACAAUUACUUCAACAUCAUAAACCAGAUUUGGUUUCAUUACUUGCCAAUGAGCCACGAAAUGCUGCUCACCGAGAAGCCGUCCAAAAAGCUUGUAAAGAUGGAAUCACCAUCGUUCAAAAUGAACAGAAAACCAAUCAGGUUAUUCCUGAGAAGGUGGUUAAUGAAGCUCUCCUUUUAUCUGAUAUGUUCAAUUUAAAUGAGAUCAUUGCACUUGAACUUUUGAUCAUGGGUACAGAUCAAGAGGCGAGAUAUCCUGGUAUGACUCGUGGACCCAUUGCUGUUUUACUUUACUACGACUCAAAGCGAGUUUUAUUGAGCACAUUGAAAAUUUUGGUUGACACUAUUUCUGGACGUACUUGGUUAUCUGAAUGUAAUGAAAAUGCCAACAAAUUAAUUGAAACAUUUGUUGGUCAAUUGAAAGAUGCCAAUGUUGUUCAAAAAUGUCUUGAAAAUUUAGAAAAAUUUGAUGUCAGUUCGGAAUAUGAUUGUCUUCUUAUCAACAAAGCUCUUGGACCAGGAAAAUACAAGAAACAAGUUUACAGUAUUAUAAAGGAGAUUAAACAACUUUACGCCGAGAUCGUUUUCUCUUUUGCUGCUCAAUCAACUCUCAGUCAAGAUGAAUUGAAAUCUCUUCUCCGAAUCAUCUCGGAAAAAUGUGAACUCGAUUCAAAUGGAUGUUUGGAUUAUAUUGCAACAACUCUUCUCAUGUCUUUACUUUAUGUAAUGGAUACCUCAUUGUUGAGAACUUAUGAUGAAAAUGAUCCAGCAAUUUCUAAGAAUUUGGUUGCAAAACACAAAACCCUUUUCGACGAGAUCCACAAAUAUCUGGAAGUUGCCAAAUUUUCCGUUGAAGGACUUCAAGUUAUCAUUAAGUUUGCCCUUCUCAUUGCUUACAAAACUCUUUCCCUCUUUCUCACUGACGGUAUGCCAGUUCUAGAGGGUGAAGAGGAUAGUAUGUAUGAUGAUAUCAUUGAGAAGAAAGUAUUUGAAACAAUGACUCGACUUUUGGCUCAAAAUCCUCAUGUUUACAAGGAUCGAUUCUACCUGGUUUGGCUUCAUGAGGUUCUAUCAGAUUUUAUUGCCUUGUUCCCAUUGAAAAUUAAAGAGUUACGAGAUAAAGGCGAUGAAAGCGGUCGUAUUAUUGCUGUUCACAUGGCUGAAAACAUACAACCUCCUCGAUAUUUAUCUCGAAAUUUAGAAAAAUUGUUAUACCUCAUGGCUGAAGUUUAUUCUCAUGAUAACUUUGGAUUAUCCAGUGAAAUUUGGAAUUCAAGUAAUGAGGAAUCCCGACUCUUACCAAAGUACAUUGCUUUCCGUAAAUUUAUUCGAUCUUUGGUUGAUUCAUCUCUACCCCAAGUUCUCCAUGUUCCAAUUCUUAAUUUGUUAGCCUCUUUUGCUGCCACUUCUCCAUUUAAUGUUUAUAAUCUUCUUAAACAUCCUGGUCUCAACCAAACAACUCUUUUCUCUUUCGAUCAAUUUUUUGCCGUUCUACACAAUUACCGUGUUCUUGGGUCUGACAAAAUUGGUUCCGUUAACAAUAGUUUUGGCUCAUCUUCUGCUAGAAUUUUGGCCAAUUUUGGUUCAGUUAACCUUUCGCCCCUUGACUUGGAUAUAUUAUGCUCUAUACUUCAUCUUUUGGGUGCUAGUAAAAAUGAUCGUAAUUGUUGUGUAUCAGUCGCUGAAAAUCAACGUUACUCAUGUAUUCCAACUUUGGUUGGUCUGCUGAUGGGACCUGUUCCUAGAAAAUUGAAAGCAGCCAUUUUAUCAUGUAUCUCUGGAUUCGCUAGUACAACUGCUUCCGUAGCUUUAACAAUAUGGAUUAAAAUGGACGUUAUUCUACCUAAAUCACAAAUAGCCACCUCAACUUUUGCUAACUCUCGACGUCAAGUUACAUGGCAAAGUGGAAUUGCUUUGGAAGUUGAAGACAUUGAACCAAGAAAUGAAGAGUAUCCAAUAACCAUUUCAUUUCUUUCAGCAAUUCAUUCCCUGGUUAAGCAUAUACGUUACAAUCGUCAACCCGCUCAUCAAUUUGCUCUCUUUGACUGUGCCGAAUUUAUUAUAAAUUCCAUUCUUCUCAAAUGUAACCAUCGUUUCUACAAAAUACCAGAGGAAAAUUGGACAAUUAAACGUGACUCUCUUUACAUUUUAUGUGACAUACUAGAAAUAUUUGAUCCACUUAAAGAUGUUCCCGGUUUAAAAGCAGCUUUCUCAGUAAUGUGGCAAUUACUUCAAGAAAAUGUUCUCUUCACCUGUAUAAUGGAAAUGAUUGAAGAUAUUGUCUACAUGUUCGGUCCAGAACCUGGUGGAGGAGUUGAACCGGAUCACAAAAAUUUCGAGUUAUAUGAACAAUGUAUUCUCAAUGGAUUGAAGUUAUUAAACCUUGUUGCCUUGAAAGAAGCAGAUUUCAUCCGAAAUAUUCACACUCUUCCUGGGUAUCCAUCGGCAAUGCUUCUCACUCUCGCCUCUCUAUUUUCCAAUGUUAAUCAUCGAACUGGAAACAUUGAUAGACUUGCCACCUUAAUCAAGGUAAUCUCACUGCCAUCGAUUCCCGUUCAAGUUGAAAGUCUUCGUUUACUUCAGAAUCUAGUCCGUUCAGAUCAUCAAAUCUCAGAGCGUAUGUUACUUCAAAUACGCCCUUUCAGUGAACAUCAUGAAGAUUAUUUCAUCCAUGGGUUUGUUGACUGUUUGGAGGCUGAAGAAGAUGAAUUGUGUAUUGAAAGCUUAAAAUUCAUCUUGACUUGUGUUAAACGAGACUCUUUACCAGGGGUCUAUGGUUUCUCUCACAGAAUAUUGGGUUUCGAUCGUAAUAAAAGUAACCUUCGUGUUCCUGGUUCUUUGGGGCAAACAUUUAAUUCACUUCAUGCGAUGCUUGGAUUAAUAGACAAUGUAGAUGAAAAUCCCAAAAAGAGAGCAAUUUGCAUGGAAAUAAUUUAUACUCUCUGUAAUGAUGUGGAAAUAUCGGAUAAUGUAUUACGUUUCCUUCGUACAAGUUAUGAACUUAUCGACCAAUUUUUGGAUACUUUACAAAAACAAAGAUCAAUCCGACAAAAUAAAUGGUUAACCAUGGAAAAUGUUUCCGAGAUUGCCUGGUUCUUAAGGAUACUUGCCAUUGAACUUAAAACCACAGCUGAAAGUAAUUUAAAAUCUAAUCGAGAUGGUUACAUUAAAAAGAUUCUCGGUGAAAAUGGAGACAAAAAAUUGAUCGAUUUUUCACCAGAAAUGGUUUUUAAACAUCAACAUCCGGAAAUGUCUCAAUGGGAGUUUUUCGAUUGCAAUGAACUUUGGAAAACUUUCUCAGAAUGUAGCUCACCACCAGAUAAUGUAAUUGAUGUCAAAAUUUUACACCAAAAGCUACUUUCAGAAGUGAACAUGGUUGGUUUACAAUUAGGAGUUGUUCAAACUAAUCUAAUUCAAAAUGAAAUUCAAAUGAUUCUUCAAUAUGCCAUGGCUUUAAAUGGUUCUCAAGAGCAACUCAACUCGAAUACCCUUUACUUUGAAGGUUGGAGAGAACUGACUGAAACUGUGAUCUCGGUUAAAUGUUUGGACAUUUAUCCACAACCCGUUAAACCACGUAUAUUAAUGGAAAUACUUCAAGAAUUAUUAUCUAGAGCAAUUUCUCCGGACACUGUUGCCACACUGAUAACUCCCAUUUCAUCAGUUAUGCUUCUCUCUUCAUCUUCACUUACUUCAGUCAAACCGGAAGCAUCAAUGAACAAUCAAAUUGGAGGAGUUGCCAGAGGAAUCAUGUCUCUUAUGGAAUCAACAUCUUCCAAUUCCCUUUGGAAUCAACAUAAAAGAGCUCGAGUUAACUUUUACGCUACCUUAUUACAUUUAUAUCGUCUUCUUCCCUCAGCAUUCCUGUAUGACCUUAAAAUUGGUUCUCGAUUAUUGAAAAAACUAUGUAAAGAUGUUUUAUCCGGACAUGAGGUUACCAAAGUUCUCGCCAUGUCUAUUCUCAGUGAAAGUGAACUAACAUGGGCUCGAGAUCUUUCAAAUGAUGGAACCUUGAAAUUACUUGUGGAAAGUUUAAAAGGCGACGACAAGGAAAUCGUAGGCCAAAAAUUUGACGUUCAUUGUAAAGCUUUUUAUGCAUUUGAUUCUAAAAUGGCUCUGUUGAUGAAAAUUUGUACCGAUGCUACUGGUGUUCGUAUUGUCACUCACGCUGGAAUUAUUGAAACUUUAUCCUCAUUUACAUCUUUUGAACUGUUCCCCGUUCUCCUUAACCAAAGUGACAUAUGUUACAAAAUGUUUGUCUCCGUUUUGAGAUUAUUGUUAGUUUUAUGCACCACCAAUGAUCGUCAAUCUUACGAAAAUUUUUCCCAAUUUUUCACCAUUCGAGGAUCCGUACUUUGUGAUAUCAUCCGAAUGGCAUCCGAAAUUAAAAAUACAAAUGAACGUUUAACUAUAUUAACUUUGAUUACUGGUCUUUUAUCAAAAUUAGUCCAUUAUGUCAGUAAACCACUUCAAAGGUCUUACAUGUGUCUAUUAAACAAUUACCUUGGUGUUAUUGAUACAAAUGAAAGUAAAAUAGUUACAAACAUCCUGAUAGGUUAUGUUAAAAUUUGUUCACAAAAUGAACUGAUCCCUAUUUUAACUCCAACUUGGAAUUAUCGUAUUUCAUUUGCCAAUGUUGAUCCACCAACACUCGGUUCAUUGGUUCUCAUUAUUGAUGAAAAUGUUGAAAAAUGUUCCAACUCGAAAGAUUUCAUCCCAAUGAUCGAGGCGAGUCUCUAUUUAGUCUGGCAUCAUCUUAACCUUUAUUUCAACAUGUUGGAAGUAAAUUCAGAACAACGAGCAGAAGUAAAUAAACUUAAAGCUGAAUCAGCUGGAAUAGUUAGUGAUUUAUUUUUCUCAAAAAUUCAAAAUUCAAUCAAGGACAACAACUUUGUCGAUGUGAUGAUCCGAAGGAUUAAAAGAGUCAUCAAGUUGAAAUAAUAAAUAAUCAUGGAAUCGAAAACCAUCUAACACAAUCAUCAUCCAAAACUACUACAAUCUAACCAAAAUAUCAUCAUAAAGCAAAAUAUCAAUACAAACAAAAAAAAUAAUGUUCAUUAUCGUUUUUUUUUUCCUUCAUCUUUUACAUCAAAACUUCAUCCCCUCCUAUUUGUAUGUCAAAAAAAAAUCAACUUGUAAACAACAACAACAACUACAUCAAUUAAAUUGGGUUUCCAUUUAACCUUUGCUACUGGAUAAAAAAAAAGCAAAACAUAA